AUGGACGCGGUCGCCAUCCCUGGCGGGGCGGCCGCGUUGCCGGCCUGGGCAGUGCUGGCUCUGGAGGCCGCGGCGUUCUUCGCGCCGGGCUGGGGCUGGGGGCAGCCGAGCUGCCCAGACCUCUCGUGCCCUGCCUGCCCGGCGUGCCCGGAGGCGGCGGCGUGCGCGGCCUGCCCGGAGCCGGCGGCCUGCGCCGCCUGCCCAGCCUGCGAGCCGCCGCCGUGCGCGGCGUGCCCGGCGUGCGAGCCGCCGCCGUGCGCGGCCUGCCCGGCCUGCGAGGCUCGGGCGUGCCCUGAGCCGACGGCCGGGGAGAAGGCUGUGGAGAGGCUGGUGGGGGCGCGUCUAGGCGGCCUGGUGCACUGGCUGGUGGCGAAGAUCGUCGGCCGCCGGAAUGGCGGCGCUCGUGGCUGGUGGACUAGGGCGCUCCCAGGCGAGCGCGUGGUUUGCCGCUUCGCCGACGACGACGUUGACCACGAGUGGUGGGUCAUCCUGACCCCGGACGGGGACAUCUACCCUGAGGACCUGAGCUGCAGCGACCCAGAGAACGGGCCCUCGCGGGCCUUCCCCUUGGCGCUGCGGACGCGCAAGAUGAGGAGGCUGCACCGCUUCUGGGAGCGACUGGGGCCCGACGAGCUGGCCGACGCGCUGCAGGGCGGUCGUGAGACGGCGCUCGAGUGGGACGCCACCCUGCCCGAGCCGAGGGAGGCCUUGGCCGCUGACGGCCAACAGGUCACCUGGCAGGAGGCCGCCGGCAGGCUGUCGGCCGGGGAGCGUGCCCGCUUGCUGCGCCUGGGCUUGGCCGUGGCCUGGAUGGGCGGGCGGCUGCUGGAGGCCCCAGGUGCAGGCCAGGCCUGGAUCGCCCUCAGCGGUGGGCCGGGCAUCGCGAUCGGGACGGAGGUGGACGUGGCGAGCGCAGACGGCGUGAGCUUCGAGGACGGGGUCGAGCCGUUCGGCGUUCUGAAGACCACCGACGGCGUCAUGGCGCGGCUCGCCCGGCUGGACGCGGGGGGCGCCCCAUCGCGCGUGGCCGCGGAGGCGGGCGCCGGGGCCUGGAGGGGCCGUCGCGCGGGUGGCGCUGGCCCGCCCGAGGAGGAGGGGUUCGCCGAGCCCCCGCCGGGCGAGGAGCGCUACGCUGACGCUCGCACUCUCUGGGUCGACUACGACGAGCAGGGGGAGCGGUUCAAGCGGUGGAGAGACGUCGUGGGCGAGUCGCGUCAGGAGUGCUACCCCGACGCGAAGGUGGACGGGCCGCCCGGGGCUCUCCACAUGUGCAAGCACAUGGAGAGGCAUGGAGGCGACCCUCGGCUCUGGCUCGACCUCUUCGUCCGCAUGAAGGGGCUCGGCCAAGGUGAUCGCGUGGUGCACGAGCUGAGGACCAUCGUGGAGGCCCUGUAUCAAGGCGGGGUCUACGACCAGCUGAACAUGGGCGGCCUGAUGAUGGUGGAGGUGCUGACACGCCGCGCGGCGGCGGUGGUGGACGCCUACGCGGACCCGUCCAAGCCGAGCUGGACGAAUGCGCGCUUUUUCGAGGACGUGAGCUCGGUGGAGGACGUCUUGGGGCCCGAGCUCAGGGGCUACGUCCACCGGCGGGCGAAGGAGCAGCACGAGAUGGAGCAGGCGCAGAACCGAGCGCAGUCGAAGGAGCAGAAGGAGCUGGAGGUGGCGCAGCUGGUGCGGGGCGCGGUGGCGGCCGAGGCGGCCGCGGACGCGGCCGGGCCAGGGGCGCAUUUCGGGCGGGAGGCUCGGAUCGCGUGCGAGGUUAACGGGAUCGUCGACGCCAUCAACUGGACGUCGAGGUACGACUCGCCGCCUGGCCCGGCCAAUGGCAUGCAGCGAGAUGCACUUGCGCGCUGCGAGGGCCUCGUCCGGGGCCGGCAGCCGGGCGCCAAGUUGCACGAGCCGCAGGCGGCCCUCCGGGAGCUGCUGCGGGGCCGCUCGCCCUAUGACGGGCGCGGCGGCCCGACGACGGUCGCCUCCUACAGUGCAGGGCUUGAUCUGUUGCCUGGCGAGGCUUUUACCUUCCUGCAGGAGCGCCAAGAGCGCAUGCUACGACCGGCACCUUUGCCGACCGACAUCGAGCCGUAUUUCGAUUCGGUCCUCAAGUUCAACCGCAAGGAGUACCGCGGCCUGGUGCGCCAGCUGCUGUCGGCUGGCAUGCUGGGGUGGACUCUAUCACCGAAGGAGAGAAUCGGGAUGUUUUUUGUGUGGCAGGAUGGGCGGCGGCGACUUCGCCUCAUAGUCGACGCCCGCCGUGCGAACGCCCACUUCAGGGACCCCCCUGGGGUGGAGCUUUUAAGCAGCGAGGGCCUCGCCAGGAUCGAGGUGCACCUGCCUGAGGAGGGCCUCUCGAGCCACGAGGACCUCCGCGCCGCGCUGGAGGCGCAGCAGGUGUACAUCGGCAUGGCGGACGUGAAGGAGAUCAGGCACUACGUCUACGUCGACAACCUGGGGGUGUUCUCGCUCUUCUCCCAGCUCGUGAGCGGCGUGAUGGACCAGCUGACCGGCGAGUUCACCGAGCUGAACCUGCUGGUGCACAUGGACGAGCUGGCGUCGGGCAUGGCGGUGGCGCUCGGCACCCAGAUCGACGGCGGCCGGCUGCGCACCCGGGUGACCGGUGAUCGGUUCUGGCGCUGCCGCCAGGCCGUGCGGGGCCUUCUUGCCCGCCGCCGAGUCAAGGGCUGGGCAGUAGAAGCCGUGCUGGGCCAUCUGACCUUCUGCGGCCUCUGCUCGCGCGGCACCCUGUCGGCUUUCAGUUCAGUGCAUGGCUUCGCGCGGGCGCGCUACGACGACGCGGCCGUGCUAUGGGCCGAGGCGCGGAGAGAGCUGGCCGCCUUCAGCUCCCUGGUGUACUUUUUGGAGUCAGACUGGUGGCUGCCUUGGAACCCGAUGGUGCAGCAGUCGGAUGCCAGCCUCCACGGCUACGGACUGGCGAGGGCCUUCUGGCCGCGGGAGCUGGUGGAGUCGGUCGGGCGCGUGCCUGAGAGGGCCCGCUUUCGCCGGCGCUGUGCGCGCAGCGCUCGGGAGGCUGCGCUCUGUGCCGCCGGAUUCGGUAUGAGCGAGAGUGGAAAGUGGGAACUCAAGGGCCUUCCCGAGGAUGAGGAAGAACUGAGCCAGUGGGACGUUGUGGGGGACUUUCCAGAAGUGCCCGCCCAGGGGCUCCGUGCAAGCCUGUGGGAGCCCUGUUUCGCUAGAGCCUGGCAGCACCCCGAAGGGAUCCUCACCCUGGAGGCCCGGGCCCUGGUCAGCAGCAUCCAUCGUAUCGCCACCACGGUCUCCGGGUCCCACAUACGCCGCUCUCGGAGCCCUCACCGGCGCACCCGCCAGCUGGCGCCGUCUCGCCCGGAGCCCGGCCCGCAGGCGUCGGCGGGCAGCCAGGGGGCGUGGCGCGUCCGGCAGCUGGUCCCUGCUCCGCCGAUAGCGCCGCCGCCGUUGCUGGUGGCUCGGCGGGAGCGUCAGCUGGGCGAGUCGAGGCGCUUGAGGGCGGCCGUGCUGGGCCGUCCCCUGCCGCGGAGCCUGGGGCAGGUGGUGGAGGACCUGGCGAAGCUGCCUGUGCCGGCGGAGCCCGCGCGGGGAGUGCCAGAGAGCGUUGGCUCCUCCGACAGCGGGGGCUCCGAGCCCGAGGUCGUGACCGGCGCCGCGCGGCAGCGCAGGCUCGCGCAGUCGCAGCAGCGCCGAGCGCGCCACUACGGGAUGCCGGCCAGCGAGGAGGGCUUUGGAGCGGGAGGCGGCGCGGGCCCCGACGCAGCGCGAGUACCAGCGGGCCUGGGGCGGCUGGCGGGAUUUUGCCCGUCGAAGUUGGCCCUCGGUGGACACCGAGGAGGUCAUGAAGGGCCGAACUACCUGAACGGCUUGUGCCAGGCCGGGACCCACCUCUCCUGGGCCGAGAAGUUGAUGGCGGGCGUGCUGCACUUCAACCCGGACUUCACACGCUAUGGUGCCCGGCGCCUCCCCCGGGCCUGGAGAUGCCUCCGGGCCUGGCGGCGCCUGGAGCCGCCGCGGACGAGGAAGCCGUGGGCGCUGGCGCUGUGGUGCGCGAUGGCGUGGCGCAUGAAGGCCCGGGGCAGCCUCCAGAUGGCGGCGUUCACCUUGAUAGCGGUGAGCGUGUACGCCCGCCCCAGCGGCCUCCUGCUCCUGAAGCCGGCCUGCCUGGCGCCGCCGGCUGCGGGCGCGUGCGAGUUCUGGACCUUGAGACUCUUCCCGGAGGAGGAGGACCUGCGAGACAAGACGGGCCUGGGCGACGUGUCGCUGGAGUUAGACUCGCCCUGGAUUCGCUUCUUGGACCCCGUGCUGCGCCAGCUGAAAAAGGAGGGGCACCCCGAGUGCCUGUGGAACUUCACGUACCCCGAGUACUGCAAUAUGUUCAGCCUGUGCCUGCAGGAGCUGCAGGUGAAGGCCAAGGUGGUGCCGUAUCAGAUGCGCUCAGCUCGCGGACAUCAUUUAAGUUCGCGCCUCGCCGGUCGACUUGCGGGAGCUCGGCCCCGCCUGACUGGCCGCUACCUGGCGGACUGCUUCAGCGGCAAGGGGGGCGUCGGGCGCGCCGCGAUGGCGAUGGGAGUGCCGGUCAGGUUCUGGGACACGCUGCGCGGGCCAAGCGGCGACCUCACCACGCGGUCGGUCCUGGGAGGCCUGUGCUCGGAUAUCGCUGCGAGCCGCGUCUUGGCCGUAAUGCUGGCCCCGCCGUGCGGGCCCUGGACCACCGCGGCCGACCGAGUGGGUGCCAUCCGCUCCGCCUCGCAGCCUUGUGGGCUCCCGCGGCAUCUUCUGAGUGAAAAGCAGCUGGCCCGCCUGGCGUCCGGGAACAAGACCAUGCGGGCCGCGUUGGCCAUCAUCAGAUGUUGUGAGAAGUUUAGAGUCCCUUGUAUCUUCGAGCACCCUGUGAAUUCACGCGUGCUUUUUCACGAGAGAGGUCGCAGCCGCAUCUGCGCAUUCUUUCGGAAUGGGCAGCCUGGGCGCGAGUAUCUGUCGAAAGUCAUGAUCUCCUUCGAGUGGCAAUGGUUGAUUACGAUGUUGAGCAGGAGGCUCGGACAUUUCAUAUCAAGUUCUGUCAAGGUGGUCCUCGGCAAUUUCAUGACCUAUGUGAUUGGGGCUGUGGCGGCCGUGCUGCUCGCGCUGCCCGUCCUGUUCUGCUUCAUGGAGCGUUUGCUCCACCUGCCUUCCAGAAUGCAGCAGAUGCCAGGGACAGUGUCCUCUGUCACCUCCGAGUCCGUGGGGUCGUGGAUCGCACACUAUUUCAAGAGAAAAUUGUGGGAGUUGCCGACCAAGAUUAUCCCGUUCGUGGAGCACGUCCUGGCAGGCCAGCUUCAUAAGAUGGAGGAGCGCAUCAUCACGAAGCUGACGGAGAUGCCCCACGAGGUGGCGCGCGCGGUGACCGGCGGGCUGAGGAAGGACAAGUGCCGCGGCGGCACCAAGCCAGAGUCGAAGGCCGCCCCGCAGACGGCCUUGUGCGCAGCGUUGCCCUCCACCAGCCUGGCCUCCAGCUCCACGGCGACGCUAGCCGCCUCAUCCAUCAUCUAUUGGUCCGCGCUCAAGGUCAGCGGCUCAGUAGCAAGGUCGCUCUUCAUCACGAUGUUCACGCCCGCGCCGUCGAAGUCCUCACCACCGGUGCUGCUAUUCGCAGCGCAGCCAUCAUGCUGCUCAGUCACAACCGUGCUGCCCGUCUCAUCGCGCAUGGUGGAGCCGCCAGCGUCCUUGUCCUCCAGAAAAGGAUUCAAGGUCACCGAAGAGCUCCACGUCCAAAUACGCCCCAGAGUUCCCCAACUUGCUGAGGCGACCAAGCCGCGAUGCGAGUGCCCCGCCUCCACGCUGGCGGAGGGCGCGCUUCGCUGCCGUUCGCGAAAGCUUGGCGUCAAGGUGCAGCGCUCGCUUCACAAUGCCGAGGACACGCUCCAGGAGCACGAUGUGCGCAACAACGACAUCCCGCUGCACGUCGGCGUCUUGCCGAGGACCCUGAAGAAGGCGAGUUCCGCGCCAGCGACGGCAUUCCGCAAGGGCAGGUCGAAGUUCAGGUUUACCGGCAUCCACGAUUUCUUUAGUCUCCCUCUCUUCCCAGCGGCGGUGCUUAACCACCGCGGGCUCGCCCCUCCGUCGGCGCAGGCUGUGGCCCUCGGCCUGCUAGGGGGGGUGUCAGGCAGGCUCACGCCAGGCUGGCGCGGCGGCGACAGCCCAGCCCUGUUCGAGCUGGACGUAAGGUGCCAGCCAGGGUUUAAGUACAGGUUCAGUGUUCAGGGGUACGGGGCGGCGGCCGCCGGCGGCCUCGCCGCGGCGGUCUUGACGCGUGGAGCUGCCGGCGUGGAUGUGGCUUCCAGCGCGGAGUGGGUGCUCGGCCGGGUGGACGCGAGCUGCCAGAGGGUGUGCUCGGAGCGCAGCCUCAUCUGCGACGAGGACGCGUUCCCCGAGAACGAGGAGGAGUUCCACGCGAUGAUCGGCCGCAUCUUUGUCAGCCUUGGCCCGGAGUUUAGCAGCACGCUCUGCGACACGGUCGACAUUGGCGGCGCUUGCUACGACCCUAGCUACGACCACGGCCACUGCGGCUGGAAGGCAUGUCCCGAGCUGUCGGCCUCCGACGCGAGCCGGUGUUCUGCGACGCCCUCCGAUACAUCACGGCGCUUCUGUCCAUGCAGGAGGUUUGACGAUUGGGCAAGCCUGCACAUGGACACCCUGCAUCCGGACGAGUACGAUGGCUUCUCCGCGAGCGCGUCUGACGUGGUCGCCUCGCCGAAGAUGCCAGGGCUGCACGUGGUGCGGAGAAGCAGCUCCAUCAUGCCCAUUGCGGCACCCAGCACCACGGACGGCUUCACUAACCCUGGUGGCACCAGCCGUUCACUGGCGAAGGCGCCGCCCAAGCCCCCGCCAGCCGCCGUCAGCACCACGGAGCCAGCGCUGGCUGGGGGCGCGGCGCCGGCGCGGCAGGCGAGACCCCUGCUGCCAGCGGUCGGCGCCAGCAGCGAGGAGUCAGACUUCGAGGAGGCCAUCACGAGCGCAGUGUCUGGAGACAUCGGCAUCACAGACGGCGUCUCUGCGCUGGCAGACGGCCUCGAGGCGCCCUGGCGGCUUCCCGCAGUCCCGCUCCGCGUCCUGGAGGCCCCUAUGGAGCAGGAGACCCAUCGGACCUCCAACGACACGGUUGCCAAGUUGCCGUCCAUCUUGAGGGUGAAGCCGACGAUUGUCUCUGACGUUCUUGCCAACACGAGCACGUCAUCGACGGAUACCAAGAAGCCUAAGGCCAGCGGGAUGUCCAACGCCGCGGUAGCCGAGGACGCGGAGUCGACGCCGGGCGACACCACCCUCGCCAGCGAGAUCGCGGCAGCGAGGUCAACCAGGGUUUCCGAGGCCAACCAGACGUCGAAUGCAACGGCAUCUGCGAGGGUGAAGCCGACGCCUAAUACAACCGCGAGCACCAGCCCCAGCACCACCACCGCCACCACCACGUCCGCCAGCAUGAGCAAGGCCGUCAUGCCGCGGGUCUCCGCCUCGAGGAGCUUGGAACAGCCACGGAGCCAUAUCAGCAACACGUUGACUUCGACAAGCGAGACGUUGACUACGACAAGCACGACAAGCACGAACAACAACAGACAGAAGCAGAUCAUUGGAGGAGUGGUCGGAGGCGUGGGGGGCGCCGUGGCGGCUGGCCUGCUCGGGGGCCUGCUGGGCGGGCUGCUGACGACGGAGGCCUCGACCACAGCUGUGGUCACGGCGGCGCCGAGCACGACGACCUCGACUACUACCGCAGUCCUGGAGGACGUGGGCUUCGCUGCGGCGCGGGUGCUGGCCACGGGCUCCGUAGUCGUCUCCCGCGCCGCGAACGCCACCAGCUCGGGGGCUCAGGCCGUCGGCUCCGCGCUCGGCGCUGGCGCUGCCAGCGCCUCGCGGGCGGUGGCCGCCAGCGGCAUCCAGGAGUUGCUGGCACAGUGCUUCGGCAGUGCUGGCGCCAGCGCCGGCGCCUUCGUCGGCGAGCACCCCGUGCUUUCAGCUGCGGCGCUGUGCGGGCUGUGCUCAGUGGGCCUGCUGGCGCUGCUAGCUCCUCGGGGUGAAGGCCGAGGCCGCAGAAGCACCAGGUCCGCAAAGGUGGCUUCCGACGAGUAUGUUCACCCCUGCUCGCCGGUCUCGGCCUGCUCGCCGGGCAACUCGCCGCUCCAGGGGCUGCUGCUGGAGGCAUCCCACGAAGGACUUUGGCUGGAGGCCGCCAGCCCGCGGGCGCGGAGCAACCCGACGAGCAGCUGGGAGGCCGAGGAGAAGCAGUUCCGUGGGCUGCAGCCGCUGGGCCUGCCCGCGCUGCGCGACCUCCUCCCCAGGGGGGGCGGCCUUCCGCCUGCGCCCGCCUCGCCCUACGGGGCCCCGCCGCAGCCCGCGUGGCGGGGCGCGCGGGUGCCGGGCCCGGCGACCGCCACGGUGACCGUAACGCCCAGGUGGGACCUGGCCUGGGUGAGGUCCUGGCUCAGCCGCCCCUCGAGGCCGUCGGCCGGCUCCGGCGGCGCCCUGCCCGCCCCGCUGCGCGCCGCGCCCCACGCCAGCGCGGCGGCGGCGGGCCCCCGCAGGCCGCCGUCGACCGGCGGCUGCGGCGUGCCUCCGCGCGCGCUGGCGCCGUGGGCGGACCCGAGGCUCGCAGCCUCUGCGCCCGGGUCGUGGAGCGCCGUGGCCCAGUCUCCGCCCUCGUCCCCGGCGCUGGCCAGUGGGAGGUGGCAGAGCCCCCCCAGCCAUUGGCAGCCGCAGUUCGCACACCCCCCAGCUUCCAGGACGUCCCUCUAUCGCGCUUGA
Molecule: messenger RNA, 8754 nt
Organism: Prorocentrum cordatum
Lineage: Eukaryota; Dinophyceae; Prorocentrales; Prorocentraceae
Source: the annotation of a GenBank genome assembly